Porites lobata is the source of this 5373-nucleotide messenger RNA. NCBI's taxonomy places the organism in Eukaryota, Metazoa, Cnidaria, Anthozoa, Scleractinia, Poritidae. The record is from the annotation of a GenBank genome assembly.
AUGGCGUCAAUGACAACCAGAAGGAGCGCCAAAAUGGACAGAGUUCUAGUGACUGUUGGAGCUAUCGUUAGCAUAAAUAUUGUCUCCAUCGUAGGGACGUCCUUCUUGAGCCUCAACGAGAAAGUCAAGUAUAAACUAAUACUGGUCCAAAGCUGGUUAACUCUGCAAUCUGUCAUGUUUUUUUCUGCAAGAUACCUGUGGAUUCGUUUGUGCUUGCCGUUAUACAAUCAUCCUUCUAAUAUAAAUAGACUUCUGUUGGCAUUUAUUAUCAUAGUGCUUAGCUUAUCGCAGGGUAGCAUUGUCCUAGGACUCAUAUUUUCUGGCGUUGAACCGCACUGGAUCUCUCUCUUAUCUUACACAAGUUUAGGAUUGUUGAUUCUGUUGACUUCGACGACUGUCAUCAGCGAUUUGUUUACGUGGAUGUUUGGCGUGGUAAAUUUAAGAUCCGGUCUAGUUAACUCAAGAAUACACUACGCGAGAUUUCAAGUUAUUCUAAUCCUUGUAAUUUCCACAACUUUAGCAGUGUUAGCACUGCAAAAUGCCAUCAAAGAACCAAUGGUUAAAAAGGUUAGGAUACCAAUGAAGAAUCUUCCAUCGGAAUUUAAUGGUUUUACGAUAGUAAUGCUACCUGAUGUACAUGUUGGGCCUACUGUUGGUAGGACAAUGCUUGAAAAAGUGGUAAAGACAACUAAUCAACUGAAUCCAGAUGCUGUAUCCAUAAAUGGAGACCUGGUUGAUGCUUCUGUUUAUCAGAUUCGUCAGGCAGUUAAGCCACUUCUCAAGUUAAGAGCAAGAUAUGGGGUCUACUUUGUAACAGGUACAUAAUAUGUAUUAUACAGUGGAACCUUGAUGUAACGAAGGGCCAAGGGAAUACCAUAAUGUGUUUGCUAUAACAAGGUUUCAUUUUAUCGAGGUUCUCUUCCCUAUAUUGUAUUUAUUCGAAUAAGCACCCCUCCUCGAAUUAGCACCCACCUCGAUCGAAUAAGCGCCCAUCCUUAAGGCAGAAAAAGUUAAUAAGUGCCCAGCCUCGAAUAAUGCUAAUAAUUUAUGACAAACCUCUAUUGAGUGACCAACCUCCCAUUAAGCGGCCUCUUGCCAGUUCUCCAAGGGUGGCUGCCUAGUGGUGGUUCAACUGUACUACAGAUGGAUGAUCCACUUAUAAAAUGUCAGUUUAAAAGUCUAUUAUAAAUUAACUAAAGAUGUGCAGAGAUGCCAACCUCCACAGGUCUGAAAUGUGUAGCUUGUCCCUUUUUGAGGGAGGUGAAUAGGCCAACGGAUUUGAAGAUUUUGAAAAUAUUUUUGCCCGGAUUUCAGAUUCAAAGCAAGGUUUUAACGGAUUUCCAGAUCCAGCAAUUGCAGCAGAUUGUGGAUUCAUCCAGUUUUUGGGCCCGGAUUUUGGACUUUGCGUAUAAUGAAGAUAUUUUUGCCCGGAUUUUGGAUUCAAGGCAAAAUUUUAAUGGCGGAUUGGUUAAUAAAUUUAAAAUUAUAAUGGAUCAGCAGAUUUGUCUACCCCUAUUCACCCCCCUCCUUUUUCAGUCUCCCCUCCUAAUGUCAACCACACCCCCUCCCCUUCCCCCGGCUAUCAGCACAAGUUGACCCACAUGCCAAAUUAUAUCAUGGGAAUCUCUCUGGGACAAAGUUGGUUAUAUAUAAGCUACAAUGCUUGCAAGCAAGCUCUCCCAAGGGUAGGGGGGGACAAAAUGAGGAAAGGAACCUUACGUGAAAUCCUAACCUUUCCCGUUUCUCCCUCCCCAAACCCCAGGAGCCCCAGGAAAGCUUGCUUGCAGGCUAAAUGGGCAAACAGAGAGAUUAUCUGUCCAUCUUUUAGUUCAGGUGUGCUAAGCAUUGUUUUAUCCAGGCGGGUGAUCAUGUGUUUGCCCUUUUUAGUACAAACACAUCUUACAAGGCAACUAUAAAGCUUCCUUUCAAUCUGAUAAACAAAUACAUGCCAACACUAAUGUAUUGAAGACAUACUUCAUUUCCCUAGACAGCUGACCCUUCCACGGUUUUUUCAACUUUUGACUGCGACCAGUUAACAAAAAUCUGUCAACGCAGCUAAAAAGAAGUAAAGAUCAAGUUUGAAUGUGGUUUCUUGAAAACUAAUGAAGGUAUAGCUGCUCAAAGUUGCAGAAUUUUAUAGACAUUUGUAUGGUGGGGAGCAAGUUCAUGCCCCAAAAUAAUAGACUAGCCUGCAAAAACAUCGGUUUCUCCUUGCUCUUUGCCGAUGGGGAUGUUUUGUGCGGAGGAACGUCUGCGACUCAGUGACAGAAAUUCCAUCCUGAUGACAUAAAAUCUGUCUGGAAUCCGGUCAGAAGCGCUCAUUGGUCGUCAGAGUAGUUACAUUGUUUUAGCUAUUGUUUACAAAUGACAGACAAAAGAAAAAAGGCCACAAAGGUCAAAUGUAAACUAAUAAAACGCGAAGAAUCUCUAACAAAACAGUCAAUAUUUGUGGAAUAUAAUCUUUUCUAGAAGAAGCAUUUGAGUUUUGCUGGAACUCGUUGGCAGAUGAAUAUAACACUUUACCAAAAUCGACCAGAAGACAUGUAAAAUUGGACAAAUUUGUAUUUGGAACCCCAUGACUACUGGAUUUAUUAUGUAAACAUUGGUUUGCAUCAUCAGGAUGGAAUUUCUGCCGCUGAGUCGCAGACGUUACUUCUUGUGAAACGUCCCUGGUGGCGAAGAGCGAGGAGAAACGGAGAAACUGUUUUCGCAGGCUACAAAUAGACACAAACCUGUAAAAUUUUGUGACUUUGUGGAGCAACAUCUUUGCUUGCUUUUAACAUAUCAUCUUUAAACUUGGUAAGUUUCUUAAUUUUAAGGCGCUCUUUCCAACAAUGUUAAUGGCUAUUCGCUAACUUGUAUUUAUCAAAACUUUGAAAAAAAUGAUGUGAAAGGGUCCAUUCUCGUGCUGUAAUCUUAAUAGUUUACUCUUUUUAUAGGAAACCAUGAUUACUAUACUGGUGACAUUGAUGGCUGGAUGAAGGAGCUGGAAUAUCUUGGCGUGACUCCCCUCCGUAAUUCUCAUGUUCUUUUAACGCAUCCAAACAAACCACAGGUUGAACUUUGUCUUGCUGGAGUGGAUGAUACCGAGGGUGGUUUUCUCAGGUAAGUUGUUCUGAGUCAUAAUAAGCACAAUACAGCAUUUCAAAUAACCUGCAUAUAUAGCAAGCGUUUUCACAAAAGUGUGUUGAGAAAAUUUAAAAGGGUAACAAAAAAGUGGGAUAAAGGGGGAUGGGAGAAAAGGAAAUGCUUGUACACAAAUCUCAAAAUACUGAUGCCACUAAUGCAGCCUGUUUUUCGGGUGGUGUGGAAGUGUUGACUGGAAAGCGAUUUCCUCUUCUACCCUCCUCCUUCUUCCAUUUUGUGGCCGCCUUAUGUUACAAAUUUUGUACUAUACAGUCCAGGAACCCCACUAACAGCCACCGCUCUACAAUGGCCACUUUUUUUUGUCCCAGCAAACAAAAAGUCCAUACAUUGACUCUUGUUUAAAGCCUCUCUACAACGGCCAUGUCUUGGUUCCUUCUGUGAGUACCGGAGCACAGAUUACGUAAUACAAUAGUAAUAAAAGACAGGAAACAAAACAACUCCAAAUAAAGACUAAUCCCAAGUGACCAAAAAUACAAAGCUUUCCGGUACCUGCAGAAAGACCCCAUGUCUUUACAGCCGCCACUUUCUUCUGUCUUCAAGGUGGCUGUUGUAAAGGGGUUCUACUGUAACUCAAGUGGAAACACUUGCUAUGCAGGCCACCUUUCAAAAGCAAAACUGUAAUAAUUUUAUAUGAUAAAAAUGAUAAAGAAAAGAUGAACACUAGGUGAAAGGGUCAUUUUGCUUUGUAUUGCUUUGUUCCCUCAAAUAAGAAUUUGCACUAUGCUCUGUAUUUAGUGCCAUCUCCCAAUUAAGCACUUAAUCAGCUAAUCCUUGGCUAAACUAGCAAAAUAAGUGCCUCCCAAACUCCCCACCCCACCCCCGCCCCUUCUUGUGGCUCAAUUUUGAGUACCGUAAAGUAUAAGCCCUGGGCUUAUACACCUUUAUAAGGGGUCUUAUUAGGACUUCUAAAUGGAUGGGCUUAAAUCCGAUGGGGGCUCUUAACCAAAAUAAAAAAGCGCUUAAUGAUCAUAGAAGUGCUGAUCAAAAUAUGUUCUGCAUUUACUAGUUUUUAAUUAAGUUUCAAACACCAUAUGAAAUCAAACUCAUUUCAAUAUAAGCUACAGGAGGGCUUGUAUAUGGGGGGGCAUAUAAUUGCAUGUAUUUUCUUGUUUACCAGGAGAUGGGCCUGUGACUGGGGGGCUUAUAAGCAGCAGUUUAUUGUAAGGUCUCAAGCUGGAUCUAACCAUACGAUUUCACGUGAAGUUGUUUGCAUACAUUUUUCUAAACAGCAGACUGAACUAUUCAAAUGCCUUCUCUUCUCUAAUGGACAGGUAUUCAACAUGGGCCCUCUAUGAUCCUAUAGUAGCUCCUCAUGAUCCCAGGCGGGUAUCUAAGAUAAAUACUGACUGAUUUCCUAAACAAGCGUCAAAGGCGCAAACUUCUAGGGCGGUUUGGGAGCAGGCUCCCCCAGGAAAUUUUUCCUUUAACCCUUUAAGCCCCAGUAUCCACAAACAAAUUCUCCAAACUGAUCUCUAUACAUUUCCUUUAAGAAUUAGUUAAGAGAAUUUGAUAAAAGAUCAAAGUAUUUUCUCCUAGGUGAUCAUUUUAUUAAUUCUCAUAACCUCAUCUCAUUACAGUGUAUGGAUAUCGUUAGGAGAAAAUUGCUGUUGGUCACUAUUGGUGCUUAAAGGGUUAAGUCCCCUUUCCAGGGUUUCUGAGUCAUUCAGAUAGGAUAUUGGUCAGAUUUCAACUUGGAAAGUGUUUUUUAUCAUUAAAAAUAUAUUUAUUUUGAAAAAUCUGACCAAUUUUCUUAAAAUGGUGGAGGCAGGUGUGCCUGGUUCCUUUAUGAAUUUGAAAAAUGAAAUGAUCGCACUUUUCAUUACUUUAGAUCUGGGGAUCACGGCACCGACAUAGGCAAGGCACUGACAGGAGUCAAUCAUGGUACCCCAACAGUUUUACUUGCUCACAGACCAAAAGUUGCAAAACUGGCUUUGGAUGAUUAUCAUGUUGAUCUUGUUUUAACUGGUCACACACACGGAGGACAGUUAUUUCCAAUACAUCUGUUUCAUCUUGUUGCCGAACCAUUCUUUGCGGGGCUUUACCAGCACAAAUCUGGAUCAUACGUUUAUGUUUCCAGUGGGGUUCAUUUUUGGGGAAUGCCAAUGAGGUUGUGGUCCAAGGCAGAAAUAACUCAUGUUACUCUGACAACUGCAUAACGGCAGUUUUUGUCAAAUCGUCAUUAUUUUCUACUACUGCUGAGUCAUCUGUAGCUCACAGCACUAAAGA